UGACACUUUUAGAAGAGAGGAAGAAGUGUUUCUGGUGCGAUUCACGUUCUCAGGCAAGCACGCAAUCAGCUCUCAGCCACAGAAUUGAGAAUAUUGUAUACAGGAUGAACCUAUGGACAAACAAACGGACAUGGUGGCAGUCAGAGAACGGAGUAGAAAAUGUCACCAUUCAGUUAGACUUGGAGGCUGAAUUUCAUUUUACACAUCUCAUAAUAACUUUCAAAACAUUCCGUCCAGCAGCGAUGUUAAUUGAAUAUUCAAACGACUUUGGAAAAACAUGGCAGGUCUAUAGAUAUUUUGCCCAUGACUGUGAUACCUCUUUUCCUGGAGUUUCCAAGGAACCACAAAGAACUUUAACAGAUGUGGUUUGUGACACAAGAUAUUCCUCAGUGGCCCCUGCUACAGGAGGAGAGAUUAUAAUGCGAGUGUUAGCACCAAAUGUACAAAACGUGUACAAUGAUCUGUAUUCACAAGAGGUACAACAUCUGUUAAAAAUGACAAAUUUGAGGAUAAACUUUACAAAACUUCACACAUUGGGUGACGACCUACUGGAUGAUAGACAAGAAAUUCAGGAAAAGUAUUACUAUGCUAUCUACGAGAUGGUGGUGCGAGGUUCAUGUUCUUGUUAUGGACAUGCGUCUCGUUGUCUCCCUCAAGAGGGUGUUGCGUCCAAGGCAGGCAUGGUUUAUGGUCAGUGUGAAUGCACUCACAACACUAAAGGAUUAAACUGUGAACAAUGUGAAGAUUUCUACAAUGAUCUACCUUGGAAACCUGCAGGAAUAGAAACCAAUGCUUGUAGACGAUGUAACUGCAACAACCACGCUACUAGUUGUCACUUUGACGCAGCAGUGUUUGAGCUGACUGGACGUGUGAGUGGUGGUGUGUGUGAUGAUUGCCAACACAACACCAUGGGACGAAACUGUGAACAAUGCAAGCAGUUUUUCUACAGGGAACCUAGUCUGGAAUUCUCUGAUCCCAACGUUUGCCAGCGUGACUCUCGCCAAGACUGUAUCUUGCCACCACAUCCCUCCCAUGGUCGUCAUGUACCUUACGACCUCGACUGCCCGAAGGGAUCACAAACCGCGGAAUGCCAAGGAGUGCCCGGGACCUCGGUACACGAGGGUUGGACUCUCUUCAUCAAAUGCGAUAUUGGAUACAAGGCUCACAACAACGCUAGUGACAUUCCUAUAGUGUGUAGUGGAGGUGACUGGAGUCCUCCACUCUCUUAUUGUGUUGACAUAGAACAGCAAAGCCAGGGUAAUUGUGAGUUACCCAGUCCUCCCACCUAUGGCUCGUACAAGACUCUAGCAGUAGAGUGCGGCUUGAACAAUACCACCCUCACUCCAGCUGUCGGCAGUCUCGUGCCCCUGGCCUGCGUUCUGGUGUACAACUGCGAUUCCGGCUUCACGCUGACACAGUCUGACUAUCAGUCACUCUCUAUCUGCUACAACAGCGCUUGGCACCCUCCGCCUCACACUUUCUCCUGUUCAGAUAAUGCGCUGCCACCAACUGAACCAUCUACAAGUAAGCCAGUGUCCCCCGGAUGUGCCUUACCUCCUGGUCCAACGACCCGGAAGUACUGCCCCUUCCGGUGUAAAGACUGCAGUUCGCUCCCUAACGGAAACUGCUCCUACCUUCCUGGCGCCAUUGUGAACGACGUCGCCCUCAAGGUUCAGUGCCAACAGGGCUACGGUCUCCCAGACAACCCAGAGUAUAUCGCCAUUGUCUGCCUAGAUGGUAGCUGGUUCCCACAGAUACCGGACUGCCAGAGGCUGUGUCCGCCAUUGGAGUCAGACUCAGUAUAUCCGCAUUGCGUGUACGGCAACACAAGAGUGGACUGCAGCAAGCCAAUGUUGCCCGACACCACGGCCGUGUACCAGUGUCGGCCCAGCUACUCAGAGUAUCCUAGUCUGACCGCCGCUGGAGUCUACAAGCGUACUUUGACUUGCCAGCAGAAUGGAAGGUGGUCCUAUGUGUUACCAGAGUGUAAACCAGACUGUGGCGUUUCUAAAGGCAGUGAUGUUAUAAUCCCGACAAUUGUGGAUGGGAAGGACACUCCCCUUGGAGUAUUCCCUUGGCAUGUGGGCCUUUACACAAGACGUGAUGGCACAUGGAAUCAUAUCUGUGGCGGGAGCUUGAUAUCAAGACGCUUAGUAUUAACAGCUGCGCAUUGUGUUAUUAUCCUGGAGCCGAGAGAUCUACGAGUAUCUUUGGGGAAGUACUACCGGUCCUGGGAUAGACACGAAGAGUUCGCUGUGACCCGCAAUGUUUCCCUCAUACGUCUCCCACCUGAAUAUCAGGGAGCUGUUACCACAUACGCUUGGGACAUCGCCUUGGUCCUGCUCGAGAAAAAGGUGCAAGUCACAAGCUUCGUGAUGCCUGUCUGUAGAGAUGUCACCAUGCGCUUCGAUAUCACCAAGAACGUAACAGGAUAUGUAGUAGGAUGGGGAAAAACAGAUUCGCAUGGCAGUGAGAGUGAGACUCUAUUAAGCAACACCUUGACAGUACUUGACAACGCGGUUUGUCGCAGAAGAUUGCCUCAAAUUUUGGCAUUCGACAAAUUCUGCGGGAAUAAAGACGCAGUGUCUGUAGCAGAGAAUGGUGAUAGUGGUGGUGGAAUGACAGCGGUCUUCGGUCUUCACUAUAUAUUCGGCAUCGUCAGUGUAAAACAUAAUAACCUCACAGUGAUCACUAACAUAUCCUUGUCUGUAGCAGAGAAGGGUGAUAGUGGUGGUGGAAUGACAGCGGUCUUCGGUGGUCUUCACUAUAUAUUCGGCAUCUUGUCUGUAGCAGAGAAGGGUGAUAGUGGUGGUGGAAUGACAGCGGUCUUCGGUGGUCUUCACUAUAUAUUCGGCAUCGUCAGUGUAAAACAUAACAACCUCACAGUGUUCACUAACAUUUCCUGGACCGCACACAGACAGUGCACCAUCUGCGACCUGAAGUGCUACGUCAGCAAGGAGAUGCGCCAAGGUCUGUCGGUAACCGGCUCCACCAUUGCCAAGGUCACGGACCAGGAAGACAGCCUCAGAUGCUCCUACCAGGACUGUGUACUACCCGUGCACCCGACCCACGGAAAGCACGUACCUUUCGAACUGGACUGUCCCGCAGGCACGCAAACCGCAGCGUGCCAGGGAGAGCCUGGCACCACGGUUCCCGACGGCUGGUUUCUGUUCGUGGUCUGCGACCAGGGCUUCGUCCUGGACAAUGGAGAACAAGGCAACAGUCAGACCACUUGUGCGGACGGUCGCUGGUUGCCGUCGCUCCCAUCUUGUGUCUAUAAUUUUACCGGAGACCACCACAGGUGUGCGGCACCUCCCUACCCCCAGAACGGCAAGUACAAACCUCUGCCGAUAGAGUGUGCUAUGAACAACAAAGAUGCAGAAGAUUAUCUACUUCCUGGCACGUUUGUCCCUUCCUCCUGCGUUCUGCUGUACUCGUGUAACAAGGGGUAUGAGCUGUCAGAUGAGGACGUCAUAUCGAUUUGUGUCAAGGGCGAAUGGAUUCCUAAUACAGUCACCUGCAAUAAAGGUUCAACUCUUGUGGCAACAAGAACGAACAAUGUCAGAGAUCCAUCAGGCAAAGGGUGUGUCUUGCCAAAACAGCCCCAGAACAGAAGAUAUUGCUCAUUCCAGUGCAAGGACUGCACCAACCAGUACAACAGAUGUGCCUACUCGCCAGGAAGUCUAGUAACUGACUUUGUGAUCAAAGUGCAAUGUCACUACGGGUACGGGCUGGCGAACCACCAAGACUACGCUGAUAUCGUCUGUGUCAACGGGACUUGGAAUACUGAAUUCCCUCGUUGUCUAAAGCUGUGUCCGCCAUUGGAAUCAGACUCUGUAUAUCCGCGUUGCAUGUACGGCAACACAAGAGUGGACUGCAGCAAGCCAAUGUUGCCCGACACCACGGCCGUGUACCAGUGUCGGCCCAGCUACUCAGAGUAUCCUAGUCUGACCGCCGCUGGAGUCUACAAGCGCACUUUGACUUGCCGGCAGAACGGAAGGUGGUCCAAUACACUACCGGAAUGCGAACCAGUUUGCGGAGUGUCCAAAGGAGGUGUAACAAUCUCGCCAACCGUAGUUGACGGAAUUGACACACCCUUGGGCGCUUUCCCAUGGCACGCCGGCUUGUACACGAAGGAUGGAGACAAUUGGCAAUGCAUAUGUGGAGGAACCUUAAUAAGUAAUCGCAUAGUAUUGACCGCCGCCCAUUGCGUGGUGCUGGAGGAACCAAAGGAUCUGAAAGUCGGGCUGGGGAAAUACUACAGGUCCUGGGACUACGAAGAGCCAUUUGCAGUCAAAUGUAAUGUGUCUGACAUCCGUAUCCCGAUAGAGUACAACGGCGCUGCGACUACAUACGUGUGGGAUAUAGCUUUGAUCUUACUGACAGAGAAGGUGCAAGUAAAUAGUUUCGUCAUGCCAGUCUGCAGAGAUAUCCAUAUGACCUUGGAAAUCACCGAGGACACUACUGGAUAUGUGGUAGGUUGGGGCAAGACAAAGGCCGAUGGGAAGGAAAGUGAUGUUCUACUUCAUAAUGAUCUUACCAUCAUAGACCACACUGUCUGCUCCAGGAAAAUUCCUAAAAUACUGUCCAUCGACAAGUUUUGUGGAGCGAAGGGUUCAGUUUCCAUAGCUGAGAAAGGUGACAGCGGCGGAGGACUGACUACUAUAUCCAAUGAUCUCCACUACAUCAUUGGAAUCGUUAGUGUUAAAAUUGAUAAUUUGUCGCUCUUUACCAAUGUUUCCUGGCCUACUCACUAUAGUUGGCUUGAAAAUGAAAUAAAUAGUUUUGAUAAAGAAAUUUAUCGUGGUGAAAAAUAAGCGAAA
This is a messenger RNA of Homalodisca vitripennis (glassy-winged sharpshooter), 4823 nucleotides long. RefSeq lists its product as uncharacterized. The transcript has 29 exons. Bases 105 to 4817 code for a protein of 1570 amino acids. The record is from RefSeq and is a predicted model, not a curated record. Gene Ontology annotation, molecular function: serine-type endopeptidase activity. Gene Ontology annotation, biological process: basement membrane assembly; cell migration; proteolysis. Lineage: Eukaryota; Metazoa; Arthropoda; Insecta; Hemiptera; Cicadellidae. Gene Ontology annotation, cellular component: laminin trimer.